GCACAAGCAAAGCGCGGCGCAGCCUCGACGAAAGCAAGGCAAGCGCUCAUACGACUGCAGACCUCAUUCAUCGCUGUGCUUCGCGCUCUGCUUGCUUUUUGGCGCGCCGCCGAAGCGCCGGCAACAAAACCCUCAGACCAGCCUGAGGCGAGCGCCGCGCGGCGCAAGCGCACGUUAAGAAGCGCACGGUAACGCCGUAAGAAACAAGCAAUGGGCCGCCGCGACCGCAAGCGCAGCCGCUCGCGCAGCCGCUCGCGCAGCCGAGACCGCCGCCCGCGCCGCGAGCCGCCCAAGGCCGCGCCAGCACCGGAGCGCGUCGACUACGCUAAAUUAGCGGAGAGCGUCAAGGUCUCCACGAGCGCCGACGGCGAGGUCUCCAUGACCGUCGACGACACGAACGCGCUGAGAGCGAAACUUGGAUUAAAGCCCCUCAACGCGGAAGUGUCGAGCGCCGCAGCCAAAGCUCGCGAGCAGGCCGAGCGCAACUUCGAGCUCGCUCGAGCUGAGAGACUAGAAGCUAGACGAUUGGCGGACAUCGAAGCGGAAUUAGCCAAGGCGAAGAGAAGACGAGAAGCUUCGGCCAAACUCCCCGAAUCGACGCUAGGAGACGAGGUAGAUGAUGCAAAAGCGUGGGUCCAGCGCCAACGGCGCCAGAAGGAGGACCCGCAGCUCGUAGCCUUGGAGGCGGAACGAAGACGGAGACUCCAGUUGGAUCAAGAGCGAGCUUAUACAUCUAACGAUUUAGAGGGCUUGAAUGUGGCCGCCCACUCCGCGGAAGCGCUCAAAGUCGGCGACGAGAUGAUUCUGACGCUGGAGGACGAACACAUUUUGGAGCGCAACGAACAUGGGAAAUUGGUCGGUUUGAAGAAGGAGUCGCAGCACACGCUCCAGAACGUCAAUCGCGCCGAAGACGACAAGAUCCGGCGGAAGCGCGUCGAGUUGCAGGAGGAGCAAGCCUUGCACAUGGGCGGUGACGUGGCAGAUGAUUUCGAGUAUGCCACUGGCACUACUGCUGGGGGUUCUGUGAUGGCGAAAUAUGAUGAUCGGACGAAGCAGGCCCACAAGCUGAAGAUUGGUAGUAGUGGCGGGUUGUCUGCUAAGGAUCAGUCGCAUUUGUCGGGCGCGGACAUCGCUGCGUUAGCUCAGAGGAUGGGCAAAGCUCCGAACGCCAAGAUGGACACGAAUGACACCAGUACUUUACGUACGGGCCGCUGGGGCGGCGUCGACGCGUCUUCCGCCGCGUUCGAGACGCAGAACGACUACCUGACGCGAGACGAAGCCCGGAAGUUAUUUAGGAAGAAGGAAAAGAAAGCUCGGAAAGCUUCCAGGAAGGCGCUGCCGUCGACCGGGUCCAUCCUCGACGGCCUCGAGGAGGUCGAUGGGGAACGAGGAUCGCGAUCGCGACGGGUCCAGGCGGACGACGGCGACGACCAGCGCCGAAAGGCGAACUGGGCGGCGGCGCAGAAGACGGCGCAAAACAACCUCGGCAAGGGCCUCGGGGCGUCCGUGGAUGAGGUGAAGUCUACAGCGCAAGCCGCGCGCGCCAUCCCCGACGCUCCCGUCACUGAACAGGAGUCUUCGCAGAAGUACGUGAGCGGUCUCGGCGAGGACGAAGAUGAUGCGGAAUUGCGGGCCGCCUUAGAUCGCGCUAGAAGGCUCAAAAGUGAAAAACCGACGGGCGAGGCCGGCGCGGCGGCGCUGGCGGCUCGUGUCAAGGAGGAGGCUCCCGAAGACACCGCGGAGCCCACGGACGCCUUAGUGUUCACGUCAACAACCGAAUUCACGGCUCGACUACGAGCGCGACUGGAGGAACGCGCCCAGGCCAAGGAAGAGAAAACGACUGAUGAUGUAGUGAUGGAAGAAGCACCUCCUUCAGACGACGAGAGCGUCGAGGCGGCCGAGGCGGAGGCGCGCGGCGAAUUGGUGGAUUUCUUACAUAAACAACCGCUCGCUCGAGAUGGCAUGGCCGCGACCAUGGGUUUACUGAGGCAGACCGGAGACGUCCAGACGCAGCACGUCGAGGCGAGCAUUGGCCGAGCGCGCGAUCGUCGGGACUUCAAGAGCGACGGCACUUCCGGUGAAGAUAUGGCCGAAGCCCAAAGGUUGGCGGCGCAGAACGCUGAUAUUGCCUUCAAGCCUAUUAAAUUAGAAUAUAGGGACGCCGACGGCAAAUUACUCACGCGCAAAGAAGCUUUCCGGCAGAUGUGCCACAAAUUUCAUGGGAAGGGCCCCGGCAAGAAGAAAACCGAAAAAUUCGCGGCGCGCGAGGCGGAACGGCAACGCAGUAUCAAGAUGUCCGCGGGUGCCGGCUCGCUCUCUAUCCUCCAACACGCGCAACAACGGACGGGCCAGGCCUACGUGCCCAUCAACAACCAGCAGGCGUAUGUCGACAUGGGGUCUACUUCGUCCAAAUCCAAGAAGAAGAAGAAGGUGCUGCCUCCCGCGUCCUUUGACUCUUCGUGACGCCAUCGUCGCGCUGGCGUCGACUCCACCAGUCGCUUUCCCCACGCAGGAGAAGAAACUGAAGCUAAAGAAGAGCGGGUAACUAUCUACUAUGUCUUACUUAAAACAGUUGAGGGCCGCCGGUCCGGGAGUGGCGUAUACACAUUCCG
This is a messenger RNA of Pelagomonas calceolata, 2612 nucleotides long. The record is from the annotation of a GenBank genome assembly. NCBI's taxonomy places the organism in Eukaryota, Pelagophyceae, Pelagomonadales, Pelagomonadaceae.